UAAUAAAAAUAUAUUUGAUGUUUAAAUAUUUAUAAAAAAAAGAAGAAUAGCAACGAAAUAAGCAAGAAUUCCACGAUAAUAACAAAGCUUAAUUAUUAACAGGAAAUCAUUAUGAACGUAAACAAACAGAGAUAAUCAGCUUAAAUAAAUAUGGAUGAAUGUAUAGAUUUGGAUAACGAUAACAUUUGCGGUGUUUGUUACGCUGAAUUUCUUGAUAUCGACGAUUUGAAACUGCAUAUAAUUCAAUAUCACUUGAAUGAAACCAGCAAAUAUAGAUUUUGUGAUUUUUGUUCCCGAAUUUUCAGUGAUAUCGAAGCUUAUUCAUUACACCUAAGAAAUGCUCAUUUAAGUACGUUCAAGACUUGCAAAUAUUGCACUAGAGUGUUUAAUGAUGCCCAAAGUGUAUCUCGACACGAGAAAAAACAUAAAAGUUCAUUUUACUAUCCGAAAAUCGCAUGUUCGAAUUGUAUAAAAGUGUUUAAAAACAAAAAAGAUCUGGAAUACCAUGAGUAUGAAAAACAUCGUGAUAUUGAUGACGGUUUGAUGUUGCAGCACUGCUUUCCGGAGCUGUCAUCAUUAAUCAACAUAAAUAUACGUAAAUUUUUCAAAGGUUUGCAUGAAAACUAUUUAUAUAGAUGUGUCGUUUGUGAAUUAUCGACACCAAAUGUUACCGAGUAUAUAGAUCAUCUUUUGAAAAACGAAUGCAAAUCCUUAUCGUGUAAUACAUGCUGUAAUGUGUAUGCGUGGAAGUCUAGACUGGAACAUCACUGUAAGACUCACAAAAAGAGGGAAACAGAUAUUAAUAAUGGAAAAAAGCAAUGCCCGAAAUGUGAUAAAUAUUUUCAUUUUAUAAAACUAAAAUCACACUUAAAAGAAUGUUCUAGUAUGAAGUGCACCCCGUGCGAUGUAUCAUUUGAUUCUGUGGAGAAGUUCGCUUAUCAUGUCACAACGCACUCCCACCACUCGCCUGUACAGUUUGAGAAUUGUAAAUACUGUCGUAGACCGUUCAUUGGGUUGAAUGCGCUCAAAAAACAUAUAGAGAGAUCUCAUAAACACAACUUGCACCUUUAUAAAUAUAAUUGUAUAUAUUGCAACAUUGUUUUUAAGCAUCCAAAAUUGUUGUUUGGUCAUUUUUUCACAAAACACAGAGAUAUUAAUCCCUAUACAUGCAAAAUAUGUAAUACAGAUUACAGGAUUCGUAAGAAUUUUACACUUCACAUAAAAUUGGAUCAUAAAAGUGUCGGUUUCGUCGAGUUUAAUAGCAAUUACCACGUGUUUUUUACUGAUAAAAAGUCUGAAAAACCAUUUCAACCGAGAAAUCUGGAUAUCGCUGAAUCGACGAACAAAGAAAGCGAUAAUGAAAUGUUUACAGAUAAUGAGAGUGAUUUUAAAACAACGCUGAAUGAGAAUAAAAAUGAAAGUGAAAAAUUCGGAGACACUGAAAAAAAAACAAAUGAUAAUAUCAAUGCUAUUGAACAAGUCUCGAGUAAAGUAGAGUCUAAAGCUAAUGAAAGAGAUUCUGAUUUGGAAAGAGAGAAGUUAGAAGUAACUGAAGAACCGAAAAAUAAAACAACAUCCGUUGUGAAUGAAAACACAAAUGAACGCUGUGAAUUAUCAGAGAAUAAACCAGAAGAUGAAGCUAUAUAUACAAAUUCAAAUAAUAAAUAUAACAAGCCCAGUGUCAAACUAGUAAAUGUUAAUUCAGAUUUCAUGACAGUCACAGAAACCGAAGCAGACCAAACGGAAACCGAAGUGAAACGAAAAGCACGUGUACAGAAACGUAAAACGAAAUCUCAGCCGAUACGAUCUAGAAAGAUACAGAAAACUAAAACAUGCGAUGAUUCUGAUUCGUCAGACGAUUCCGAUGUGCCCUUAUCGAAAAUUGUAAACAAAAAUCCUACACGUUCGAGAAAACGGAAAAUAAAACGAAGGAAAACAUCGAAAGAGACCAUACAAUACAGUCGUAAGAAGAUGAAGUUCAUUUGUUUCAAAUGUGAUCGCAAUUGUUACACAUAUCAAAACUACCAUCGCCACAUGAGUUUGCACAUGAAGAAAGGUCACAAGACAUGUGUCAAAUGCUUUGAAAAGUUCAAAACUAAAGACGAACUCAAUGAUCAUAUGAAAACUGAACAUUCGAGCUCUAAACUAACAGAAACACUCAAGAAAUUGUUAGAUAAACGCAAGAGUGACAGAGAAAUGACGACAGCUAAACAUCAAACAGCUGAUACUAUAAUUUCAAGAACAAUACAGAGAGUACCCUUCGAAGUAAAUGACACCCAAGCAACUAUAACUAGGGUCGAAAGUGAUAAAAUAUCGGUUAAAAAAUUCCUAGAGACUUUCAAACCAGAUGCAAACGAUCCCACCGCUAAAAAGAUUUCAAUAUCAAACAGUCUUUCCAUACGUUCGGUUGAAAAAGGUGAAACGAAAUCCUUUAUAAAAAUGACAAAGUUUAACUCAGAGCCCACGGUAAUAGCAGAUCGUCCGCAGUUGAAAAUGCCUGUUAAGUUCAGAGAGGAGGAAAAGCAAGAACAUAAAGUAACUAUAAAAUUAGUUUAUUGUGACUAUGUUACUCCAACAUUGAACCUUGAAAACGAAGUCGGUAACACGGAUUUCAACAAGUCAGUCGAUCGAUCUUAUUUCGAAGAGUCCUACGAUAGUGAGGUCCGGAAUAAAUCAGAAUUAAUACCAGAGGUUGGUCGCGAAGUUCUCUUAGAAGAUAAAGACCCAACUAAAGUUCAUAAUUUGAAAAAGACAAUUGUGCUUAAAGAUCUUUUGUCAUAUAAUAACGUGAGGAUAGGACACUUGGCGCCCAAGGCUCCUUUCUAUAAAAUCGUUAAGAUUGACGAAGUCUUACACGAGAGACAGGCAACAGUCGAACCGCCAAAACAGACGAAUAUAACUUUGCCGAAUGGUACAAAGUUAGUCAGCGUAAAUCCUCUGGCUCACCUCUUAGGUAACAAGAGCGUUGCAGAUAUUCCAAAAUCGAACCCGUAUAAAAAUAAGUCCUACAGUUACAAGCCGAAAAUGCAGGAUUUUGGACAAGCAAUAGUUAAAGCAAUGAAGGUUUUGGAUAAAACACCCGCAAAGAGAAAAUCUACAAAGAAAAUUGAUCCAGUCAACUGAAUUUGCACUGAUCAUUAUAUUGAUAAACUACAUUAUAAAAAAGGGAUUCCCCGUUAUGCUAAGCUACUCGCUACAUGGGUCUUUGUGGCAUAAGCCUACGUGGAUCUGAAUAUUUUUCAUUUAAAUGUGUGAUUUUGUUAUAACUUCCAAAUUGAAAUAUCUAUCUAUAGUUUAUUCCAAACACAAGAGGAAAAAACUCAAAUAAAGAAAAUUUUACACCGAAUUGAUGCGA
Molecule: messenger RNA, 3355 nt
Organism: Vanessa tameamea
Lineage: Eukaryota; Metazoa; Arthropoda; Insecta; Lepidoptera; Nymphalidae
Product: zinc finger protein 107-like
Exons: 1
Coding region: 151-3123 (990 amino acids)
Biological process (GO): regulation of transcription by RNA polymerase II
Cellular component (GO): chromosome
Molecular function (GO): chromatin insulator sequence binding
Source: RefSeq, a predicted model, not a curated record